AUGGGAGAGGAGUCGCCGCCCACCUCAGCGCGGAGCAUGGCAGCCGCCCUGCCAGUGGCUGACCCCGUCCUCUCUGCCUUCCGCCGCCUCUUCUGCCGCCUCCUGCCCCCCACUGCUGCUCCACCAUACUCGUUCUCUCGCCAUGAGGGCUUCUCAUCGGCCUGCCAGGCAGCGCUGCUCAUGGCGCAAACAGCGGAGCAGCCGGAGCUGCUGGAGGUCCUCCUCUCUCUCGCCACCACCUGCCAUGCUGUGCGCUCGCUGCCUCGCUCGCACGCCACCUGUGGCUCCGCACUGUCCUGCCUCGUCUCCUCCUUCCAGGUGACCUCCUCCUGCCUCUCACCCGCCACAUCAUCUCCCUCCACACAGCAUUGCAAAGCCGAGGGUCAAGGGGCGACUUGUGGUAUCGCUGGCACAUCAGUCACCCUGAGCAGGAGCGCCACUGGGAUUGGACCAAAGGCACCGUAA
Molecule: messenger RNA, 465 nt
Organism: Closterium sp. Yama58-4
Lineage: Eukaryota; Viridiplantae; Streptophyta; Zygnematophyceae; Desmidiales; Closteriaceae
Source: the annotation of a GenBank genome assembly